AGCAAGGCAACUGUGGUGUGAACUUUUGAGUGUAUCCCUGAGCUUGUCUCUUACUUCUAUUCCAGCUUGACUUUUGUUGUUGGAAUCAUCACAGUGGGGGGGGAAAAGCAGCACUGAUCUUUUGAAGGUGGAAUGGAUUACAGAGUCCCCGGGGCUAUUAUCAAUGGAGAAAUACCUGCACAAGCCACUGGGGAAAAGAAGAAGAAGAAGAAAGAGGCAACGGACCAAAUGCUAGAGAGAGAACACUGGAACAACAAGCUGGAAUAUGUUCUAUCUGUGGCAGGGGAAAUCAUUGGUUUGGGGAAUGUCUGGCGAUUCCCUUACCUCUGUUACAAGAACGGUGGUGGUGCCUUCUUCAUCCCUUACCUCAUCUUCCUUUUCACCUGUGGGAUUCCAGUGUUCUUCCUGGAGACAGCACUUGGGCAGUACACAAGCCAAGGAGGGGUGACUGCCUGGAGGAGACUUUGCCCUCUCUUUGAAGGAAUUGGUUAUGCUUCCCAGGUGAUUCUUGUACUCCUUAAUUUCUAUUAUAUUAUAGUUCUGGCUUGGGCCUUGUUUUACCUCUUCAACUCAUUCACCGUAGAUCUACCAUGGGGCAGCUGUGACCAUGAGUGGAACACAGAGAACUGUGUAGAAUUUCAGAAGACAAACACUUCUCUAAACGAGACGGCGGAAAAUGCUACCUCUCCUGUCAUUGAGUUCUGGGAGAGGAGAGUGUUGCACCUUUCUGAUGGCAUUGAACAUCUGGGGGGCGUGAGCUGGGAGUUGGCGCUCUGCCUCCUACUUGCCUGGAUCAUCUGUUACUUCUGCAUCUGGAAAGGAGUCAAAUCUACAGGCAAGGUGGUGUACUUCACUGCCACGUUCCCGUACCUCAUGCUGGUAGUUCUGCUGAUCAGGGGAGUCACACUGCCUGGGGCAUCUAAAGGGAUCCUCUUUUACCUUUACCCAGACAUCACUCGGCUCAGUGAUCCCCAGGUAUGGAUGGAUGCAGGCACUCAAAUCUUCUUCUCAUACGCUAUUUGCCUGGGAUGCCUGACAGCUUUGGGCAGCUAUAACAAGUAUCAUAACAAUUGUUACAGGGAUUGUAUUGCUCUAUGUUUUUUGAACAGCGGCACCAGUUUUGUAGCUGGUUUUGCAAUCUUUUCCAUCCUGGGCUUUAUGGCACAAGAACAGGGAGUGCCUAUUUCUGAGGUGGCUGAAUCUGGGCCUGGCUUGGCGUUUAUAGCAUACCCACGAGCUGUCGUCAUGCUCCCAUUUUCCCCUUUAUGGGCGUGCUUCUUCUUCGUCAUGGUGGUUCUGCUGGGAUUGGACAGCCAGUUUGUCUGUGUGGAGAGCCUGGUGACUGCCCUAGUUGACAUGUACCCUGGCAUUUUUCGGAAAAAGAACCGGAGAGAAAUUCUAAUUCUUCUGAUCUCUAUCAUCUCCUACAUUGUGGGACUAGUCAUGAUCACAGAGGGUGGGAUGUAUGUGUUCCAGUUAUUUGACUACUAUGCUGCUAGUGGGAUGUGCCUGCUCUUUGUCGCCAUUUUUGAGACUCUUUGCAUUGGCUGGGUAUAUGGUGCGGACCGCUUCUAUGAUAACAUUGAAGACAUGAUUGGCUAUCGCCCAUGGCCUCUCAUCAAAUACUGUUGGUUAUUCAUUACACCAGCUGUCUGCCUGGCGACAUUCCUGUUUUCCCUGAUUAAGUACACCCCACUGACAUACAACAAGAAAUAUGUUUACCCAUGGUGGGGAGACACUGUGGGCUGGCUGCUCGCUCUCUCUUCUAUGAUCUGUAUCCCACUCUGGAUCUUCUACAAACUUUCCACCAUUAAAGGGCCCCUGAGAGAGAGGCUCCACCAACUAGUCUGUCCAGAUGAUGAUUUGCCCCAGAGAAUGUGCUCAAGCCAUCAAUCCUUUCCUCCCAUUGGAACUGGAGUCCUGAUGUUGACGGAAUUGGAUUCUCGCUGUUAAGAGGAAAGCACACCCUUCUUGCACUGGACAAUCCAGAACUAUUCCUGGUGGUUUGGGAGAGAGGGCCCAGUGAACCACUGACUUCCCUUAUUCCUUCUAAAAGGAUCAGUGGUGGCUGCUAGGGAAAGAGACCUCACCUGAGAACCUGCGGUGGAAGCAGAUGCUGCGUCAGCUUCCGUUUGGCAGUAUCUUUACAAGAGAUGAUUCCAACUAGCAUGUUGACCUGGAAGUUCUUCUGGGAGUGAAACAGGAAGCACUGGAUCCUGGGAUGGAAAUACUCAAUCCAAUCACAGAGGGUUUAUUUUGUGAAGUGGCUUUCCAUUCCAUCUAUAAAGUUAUUGUUCCUUCCACUGA
Messenger RNA from Pogona vitticeps (central bearded dragon), 2307 nucleotides. NCBI's taxonomy places the organism in Eukaryota, Metazoa, Chordata, Lepidosauria, Squamata, Agamidae. The record is from RefSeq and is a predicted model, not a curated record.